AUGGCAGAUUAUCUGGUGGCAGGUUUUACCUACGGGUUUGAAUUGCAUUAUGAGGGACCAAGACAAUUCAGGUCAUCUAAAAAUCUUUUGUCGGCUUUGCAGAACCCUGUUAUUGUGAACAAAAAACUACAAAAAGAGCUUGAGGCUCACAGAAUAGUGGGACCUUUUGUUACACUCCCUUUUGAUAAUCUCCAAAUUUCCCCUAUUGGUAUUGUGCCAAAAAAAGAAAAGGGUCAGUUUAGGCUCAUACACCAUUUAUCUUUUCCUGAAAACAGUUCUAUUAAUGAUUUUAUACCAGAAGUGUUUACAAAAGUCCAUUAUGCUACUCUUGAUGAUGCUAUGAAUAUUAUUGUUUCAUUGGGUAAGGGUUGCCUGAUUGCCAAAACUGACAUUGAAUCAGCUUUUCGCAUCGUACCUGUUUGCAGAGAGGAUCAUGAAUUGCUGGGUUUUCAGUGGGAUGGUUGCUUUUACUUUGAUAAAUGCUUACCCAUGGGUUGCGCUAGUUCUUGUUCUAUUUUUGAGAAAUUUUCCUCAGGACUAGAAUGGAUUGGUAGGGUAAAGGGUCACAUUCCACACAUAGUACAUGUUUUGGAUGAUUUCUUAUUUAUCGGUCCACCUGGAUCAGAAAUUUGUAAUCAGAGUUUGUUAGUUUUCAGACUUAUUUGUGAGAGCUUAGGUGUUUAUUUAAAGGAGGAAAAGACAUUUCAGGCAAAUACAAAUUUAGUGUUCUUGGGUAUUGAGAUUGACACUGUGGCGAUGGAGAUUAGGCUUCCUGAGGACAAAUUGGUUAAGCUACAAAAAGCGAUAGAUGCAGUGAAAUACAAACGCAAAGUUUGCCUAAGAGAACUUCAGUCUUUAAUAGGACUGCUUAAUUUUGCAUGUCUGGUGAUUAUACCAGGACACACUUUCUUAAGACGACUUAUAGACCUUACUAAAGGUAUUGCAAAGCCACAUCAUCACAAGGAUCUUACUAAAGAGAGUAGGCAAGAUUUAGCGGCUUGGUCAUUAUUCAUCAAUCAUUUCAAUGGGAAAUCCAUAUUGUUUAAACACAUUUGGAAGACAUCAGAGCAGUUACAUUUAUAUACUGACGCUGCUGGCUCUUGGGGUUUUGGAGCUGUGUUUGGAAGAAAAUGGUUCUAUGGAGCUUGGCCAGAGAGUAUGAAAGAAUAUAAUAUUACUCUAAAAGAAUUAUUUCCAAUUGUUGUAGCUGUGGAAGUAUGGGGCCGCGUUUUGCAGAAUUCAUGUGUGAUUUUCCAUUCUGAUAAUGCUGCAGUGGUCAACAUAGUAAAUGCACAGACAUCAAAGGAUUCGAAAAUCAUGAUUUUGGUCAAAAAAUUUCUGGAGGUGUCAUUGGACAGCGAGGACGAACCAACAGCCAUACCAAGCCACCUUUUGCAGCUAUCCAAAACACAGCUGUUACCUUGAUUGAGGCAGCUUUAGCCCCUAAUACAA
Molecule: messenger RNA, 1452 nt
Organism: Magallana angulata
Lineage: Eukaryota; Metazoa; Mollusca; Bivalvia; Ostreida; Ostreidae
Exons: 2
Coding region: 1-1425 (474 amino acids)
Source: RefSeq, a predicted model, not a curated record